ACACUUUAGCAAAAUUGGAUUAAGUCAUAAAAUGUAAGUGGAUUUCCAUAUCGCUUUAAUGUUUGUUAUGUGGCGAAUGUUUGAAAUAAAUAAAUAAUAAUGUUUUAUUUGUUCCAAUUGAUUUCGUUGUUUCAUUUAAAUUACAUUUUAGUAGAAUGUUCGAUAUCUACUGUACCUGAAUUGAUUGUCAGAAAUGUCGACACAAAAGUAAUACAACAAAAACGACAAGAUACCCUCGAUAUGUGCCGGAUCUUCGAGGCCGAAUCCAAAAAGACUGUCUUCAAAAAUUUAGAAAAUGGCGACAUUGAUAAAACAGUACUCAAUAAAUACAGCAAAUCGAAGAAGUAUAAGAGAUCGAAAAGAGACAUUGGAAGGAUGAGUGCUGUCAAUCCAAGCCUGAAUGCAGCAGAUGAGAGAAGAGUGGAGAAUAUCGUUGACAAAUUAUACGAUGAUCUUUUCGAAAAGGGUCAGGAUAUCCCUUACAGAAGGAAACAGUUUCCGAAAUCUGUAGUUAAGAGUAAUGCAACUAAUUUAUCAGCUAACGAGACUGGUCGGCGAUUUAACUUCAAGCCUGCGAUUCUCGAAGGUCCAACUUCACCUAGGACCGUCUAUAUGAAUGAUGGUGAUGAAGUAAAAACGAAGACUGCACGGUUCAAGCACGGCAUCGUCCCUUAUUUCAUCGACUCUAAAACAUAUGACACCCAUCUCGCUGACACAAUAAUGAAAGCUUUCGAGUACUUCGAGAAGGCGACUUGCAUCAGACUCCAGCGACUUCGAGAGAGGCCCACAGACCUUCAGUCUUUGAGGAACGUCGUCUGGCUGUACAUCACGAACCCCUCUGGUAUCAGGCAAUGCGUGCACAGUAAUGAUAGGGUCGAAAUAAAAGGGGUGCAGAUGAUUGUCUUCGGCUACGACUGCAUGACUCUUGGUGAUAUAACGCAUGAGGUGAUGCACGUGCUUGGCUUCUCACAUGAGCACGUGCGCCCCGACAGGGACCAGUACAUCACUAUCCUAUGGGAUAAUAUUAAACCAGGAUAUAGGAAGUACUUUGAAAUCCAGAAGGAGCCCGUCGUUCAGAACUUGCCGUACGACUACGCAAGCGUGCUGCACUACCCACCGAGAGCCUUCUCUAGAAACGGACAAGUCACUAUAUUGACUGAGCCCGGUAUUAAAGUCGGUCAACGUGAAGGCCUAAGCGAAAUGGACGUUGAAAAAAUCGGAGCUCUAUACUCGACUGAAUGCGUCCAACGCAAUAGAGAGUACCUUCUGAAGACCUGCCCGAGUGUGGUGAAGGCUGACCUGAGCCCGCCAUCUGUGACCCAGCAGGAGAUCGAAGACUACUUCGAAGACAGAUUGUGGCCAUUUGGCGUUGUUAACUAUAGAUUUAAAGAUAUUAUGGAAUUUUCAACCGAAGAAAUGGAUAACAUUAAAACAGUAAUACGGCACAUAGAAAAAGAAACAUGUAUAGAGUUCCGAGACCUCACAGUGGUCCAUAAACCUGGAGAAACCAGUACCGAAACAGAGUCCUCACCAGAAGUAAGAGACAAUUUCGUACAAAUAGGUAUGUGGCCAAAUGAAACAAAAAAACAACUACCAAACUUCACGAGCACUGAACUGGAUGAAGAAACUAAUCUUAGAAGUAAUCGAUACAGCGGGGUUAAUGUCACCUUCUUACGCAGCACUGCUAAUCAAGACUCAAAACCAAAAAAGAACGUGACCAAGAAGACCCCGCCUUUACCUUCCAGAAGACACGCUGACAACGUCUUAGUCCUGGCCCGCUCAGCGAUACCUGGCUGCAUAUGCCCACGUACUGGCCACCCUGAUGGCAGAUACGUCCUGCGAAUUAACGCUGACUGCUUCAACUCGGUCAAUGAUCUCCUACACCUGUUCGUACACAUCCUUGGUCUGGACCACCAACAUAACAUGCAUGACAGAGACUCAUAUCUGCAUAUAGUAUGGGAACAACUCACUGAAGGUGUAAUGAAGGAUAUGAAGCAGAAGCUACCACCAGCCGCCUCCGUGGGCUUCGCGUAUGACUACCAGAGCGUGAUGCACUACCCCUGGCUCCAGAUCAAGAACGGACGCACUAACAUCAUGUACCCGAUAUGGAAUGACGGUUGGGCUAUGGGACAUUGGCAAGGAUUAAGUUCCGUUGACGUACAAAAGCUGAAUAUGCUCUACUUCAAGCAGUGCGUCGAGAGGAAGCAGCAAGCCAUGGAGGCAGAAACCCUUAGACGUGGAUAAAUAUAUAUUUCUAAAAUACUCUUAUUUAUUUACCUACCUGAA
Molecule: messenger RNA, 2286 nt
Organism: Trichoplusia ni (cabbage looper)
Lineage: Eukaryota; Metazoa; Arthropoda; Insecta; Lepidoptera; Noctuidae
Exons: 12
Coding region: 100-2244 (714 amino acids)
Biological process (GO): proteolysis
Molecular function (GO): metalloendopeptidase activity; zinc ion binding
Source: RefSeq, a predicted model, not a curated record